Molecule: messenger RNA, 2205 nt
Organism: Neocloeon triangulifer
Lineage: Eukaryota; Metazoa; Arthropoda; Insecta; Ephemeroptera; Baetidae
Product: baculoviral IAP repeat-containing protein 2-like
Exons: 10
Coding region: 210-2195 (661 amino acids)
Source: RefSeq, a predicted model, not a curated record
UUUAUCAAGGUUUGACUUUUUUAAUACAGUGCCUCGCAGCUCGCACGUUAGACGUUAGACUUUUCAGUUGAGGUAGUGAAAGGAAAGUCUAAUAAUGAAGCUGCACUGUUCUGGAAUAUAAUUUUAGCCUUAAUAGGAAACACUUGCAUUAAAAUUAAUAAAAACCGCAACGCAAUGAAGAGAUUACAAAAAAGAAGCGGCUAGGAAUCAUGCAGAAGGAAGAUUGGUGUCUGGUAGUGGACUAUAGAAAUAAAGGCGCUGCAAAGCAAGACAUUGAAAAUGCCAACGAUAUUGAAAUAUUGCAAAAAAUAGUUGAACCUUGUAUUUUUAGAACUUUCCAAUUUGCAAGCAAAACAAAGUUCCGCCUCAUAGCUUUGCUUGAGAACGAAGAAAAUCUUAGGAAAUAUUUUAACAUUGAAGAUGAUUGCAACAAACCAAAGAUGUUUUUUAUCUUUUUAUUAUCUCAUGGGACCGAAAAUUUGUUACACCAUGAAAGAAAAGUGGGAGAUCCAUCGUCUAGCUCAUCACAAAAAUCCAUUAAUGAAAAAUCAGGAAAUGAAGACGUUUACGAGGCGUGUUCGCGUAAUCGCUUCAUCGAUUCAACACUAAUAAUAUUAUUUCAGGAAACAACAAGAGUGGUAAGGCCAGAGAAAAACAAGAAAAAUAUUGUGAAAAGAAUAUCAGUUGAUCAAUCAGCCAGAAAUAAUUUUGGUUACAUAAAUACAUGUAUAGAACCUAAAAGUCAUGCAAGUUUUUACAGUGUUUCUUGGCUAGUAAAAGCUGUGGUUGACACCGCAAAGUAUAUGAAAAAAGAUACACCAAUGCAUAUUUUGCUGACAAAAGUCUGUGUGAAAACGUUAUCUUUGUGCCCUGACCAAACCUUGGAGUUAAAAUUUCCAGCAUUAAAUCGGCAGAAUGUUUUCAAGAGAUCGGCCGUUAAAGAUGACUCAAAUUCUCCUCCAGACCAUACAAAAUACAACGACGCUUAUGAAGUAAAGAAAAAAUUCAAACUAGCAAUCAACUUGCACAGAAUGUUUACUUUUCCAUACGAUUUUGAUGAAAAGAAUGAAGUCAAAAGCAAAGAUUUAGUCGAGUCGGGAUUCUACCUGAAUUCUAACACUGAAAAAAUCUGUUGCUACUUUUGUGACCUCAUCAGUGACGUGAAAGAAUGGCGAGGUCUUAAUUUUGCAGAGAUCCUUGACAGACAUCAUAAAUUGAGCCCUGACUGUCGAAUUAUGUACUCAAACUCUGAUAAUGUGUCUCAUGAAGUUUCUCGAGGCUCCAUUGGAAACCGCAAUUUUUACAAAUACGAAACAUACAGGCUGUAUUCACUUAUCAAACACAUGGAGCAUUGGAAUUACGUCAAGCCAAGUGAUAUGGCCGCCUGGGGAUUUUACUACGUUGGACCUGGAGAUUCAGUGCAAUGUUUCUCUUGCAACUUGAUUCUUUCAAGUUGGGAACAAAAUGACUCUGCGAAAUCAGAACAUAUUCGCUGGAACGCCGAUUGCCCUUUCCUGAGGUCAAACGGCUCUUACUGUAAUGUGGUGAUUGGAGAAGAAAACCUAAAUUCAGACUCGACUUGUGAUUGCGCUCAUGGCCGCCGAAGUCAUACUCCGACGCCUCCUCGCCCAGUGCAGCCCGAAUUUACCCGACAAUAUGGACCACGAGUGAUUGCAAAAGCGCCACCGAAUUUUCAGUUCUUGGUAUCUUUUGGCGACGACAGUGAAAUGGGAAUGAUUUACCAAACACCAACAAAAUUUUCAUCAAUGAAAUCUGCUAUGAAGCGUGAAUCAUCGUUCACAUCAAAUAAUGAGAACGAAAUCCCUGCCGAAUUAAUAGAGUCACUUGUAAAUUGCGGAUUCUUUUAUCAAGAAAACAGCAACAAAGUCAGCUGCUACGAUUGUGGGCUAUCUUUUGACCCGACGUUAGAACUCGAGAUACUUUACGAUAUUGAAAUGGAACAUGCAAAAAGAAGCCCCGAAUGCACAUAUUCCUUAAUACGAAAAUCAGAAAUGAAUGAAAAUCUAUCAAUGAACGUGGAGUGCUCAAACUGUCAAUUGAUCGAAAACGCACCUGGAGAGUUAAUUUGCUACCUGCCUUGCGGACACGUUCACCGAUCUGGGUGUUUUGAAACGAGCGAAGAAUGCAACAAAUGUGGGAAAGCGGUCUAUGGUGGGAUAAAAAUGUUCUUUUAAAUUAUUAAAU